AUGUCCUCUACCCCCACUAGCACUCGCCCACUGAACAGAGGUGCAGCAUGCCUACCCUGUCGCAAGCUCAAAGCGCGAUGCGAUGGAAACAAGCCCGCCUGCGCUCGCUGCGUUGCUAACGGCAGGCCCGACGAUUGCGAGUACGCCGUCGGUGGCGAAGUGACCCGUUCGCGCCUCCUCGAAGAGAACGUCGCUCUCCUCGAGGCGAGGAUUCGGGAGCUCGAGAACCCGAACGAGACCGCGCCAUCAGUGCGACUGCACGAUCCCCGACGCCAGGACGCCCCAGCUGCGGGAUCAUCGCGCGGAGCCGCACCCAUAGCUCCGAACACACAAACACUCGUCCCUGGAAUACCGCAGCUCGCUUCACCCGGUUCCUACGCCGCGCCUGCACAGCAGGAGGCUCAAACACUUGUGCAAACUUUCAUGGCGCACGCAUCUCAGCUCGGCCUCUUCAUGAAUCCGACCCGAUUCAUGCGGGCAGCCAGCCUCCCACGUGGGGCGCCCGGGUGCCUCGACGACGCCCUCAUGAACGCCGUGUACCUUUGGGGAUCCCGCCUGUCAAGCUCAAACACCCUCCGCGGCAGGGAGACGUACUUCUCGGCGAAUGCUGUGCAGGCGGCGGCUGCGGGGUGCACCCUCACCCCGCAACCCGGUAUGCCGGUGCCCAACCACGUGCUAUACUCUGUGCAGACGGCAGUCCUUCUUGCCAACUACUUCCUGUCCGCUGGACGGUUCCUGGAGGGCAAAUACCACUGGCUCGCGGCGGUGGCCCUCGUCACAGGGAGCAAACUUCACCAGCUCGAUAUCGUGGCGCUGGUGGGCGCACGAAUGGACCCGAUAUCCAUCGGGGAGCGGGUGCACGCGUUCUGGACGGUGUUCGCCCUGGACAAGGCCUGGUCUGCUGCAAUGAAUGGGCCACCGUCUAUAUGCCAGCGGGGACGCGCGGGGAUCCUGGUGACGACGCCCUGGCCUCUUGCAACGGAGGCGUACGAACAGGGGACGAUACUUCCGUCUCGCGGUUACAACUAUUCUAUCCACGACUUCGUGCGCGGUGCGCCGAUUGAUGAGUCCGCCGAUGACUUUUCGCGCCUCGCCAUACACGCGAAAGCCGCCGCGCUUUACGAGAGCGCCCUCUACGUCAGCUCACAGUACAGACAUGAUAUGCCGAACCGCAGCGAGUUUCUAGCCCAAUUCACCGCGCUCGACACGCACAUCGAAGGCUUCCACCGCCUUCUCGCAGGAAUCCGUAACCGCGGCGCUGACGAUAUGCGCGAGCUACUUACUGCGCGCACCCUGGUGUGUGUCGCAGCCAUCCAGCUGCACUCGGCGUUCGCAGCGCAGCAGUCUACCUCGCGACAGAAGUCUCUCCGGGUCGCUAUUGCGGCCGCCCGCGCGCUCGACCUCGUCGACUUGAAUCAAUACCGGCAUCUUGACUCAGUGGUCGCGAUGUUGUGGGGCACCGUGGCCAGGGCCCUUCUCGAAGAGAUCAGGAGGCUGAUACAGAGCGCGGCUCCGGUCAGACAGGAGGAUGUCGCGCGGAUCACUACGAGCCUCGACAGAGUCAUGGGCGCGAUGGGCUCCCUGGCAUACAACAGCCCGCUGAUGGCCACGCAGCUCACCGAGAUCCAGCAAGCACGGGCUUCUCUCAACUGA
Trametes versicolor FP-101664 SS1 is the source of this 1653-nucleotide messenger RNA. RefSeq lists its product as uncharacterized. NCBI's taxonomy places the organism in Eukaryota, Fungi, Basidiomycota, Agaricomycetes, Polyporales, Polyporaceae. The record is from RefSeq and is a predicted model, not a curated record. Gene Ontology annotation, molecular function: DNA-binding transcription factor activity, RNA polymerase II-specific; zinc ion binding. Gene Ontology annotation, biological process: regulation of DNA-templated transcription. The transcript has 8 exons. The coding region runs from base 1 to 1653 and encodes 550 amino acids. Gene Ontology annotation, cellular component: nucleus.